Cutaneotrichosporon cavernicola is the source of this 714-nucleotide messenger RNA. RefSeq lists its product as uncharacterized. The transcript has 4 exons. The record is from RefSeq and is a predicted model, not a curated record. NCBI's taxonomy places the organism in Eukaryota, Fungi, Basidiomycota, Tremellomycetes, Trichosporonales, Trichosporonaceae. The coding region runs from base 1 to 714 and encodes 237 amino acids.
AUGUCGCGCGGACGUGGACGAGGCCGCGGGCGCGGCGGCUCCACAGCCGGCCGUGACCAGUUCAACGCUGCCUUCGCAGGUAUGAGCAAGGAAGACUCGCGCGCAGUCCUCGAGUCCUUCAGCAAACCCGUCAAGGGCAGCGGCAUGUUGUAUCCCCCACUGGACAAGGCUGCCGAAAUGCCAGGCCCGACAGGGUUUGAAGAGCGGGUCAUCUUCCACACGAACGCGCUGUUACGUGACCUCGCUGAGGGGCUCGAGGACGCUGAUGGCGUACGGCAUGGCGCCCUGUGGCGUCUCGAGAGCGAGCGAAAGGUCGUUGGGAUUGAAAUCGAGUCGUAUUCGGAUCGGUAUCGACGCACAGGCACGAAUUCGGCGAGCAGUAACUCUCGUCUCGACCCGAACGUGCUCCACCUCAACCGCGACCUGUUUCCGCCGUCGCUGUGGACUGAGUACUUUGAAGGAAACACUGGGGCGGAGAAGAAGGCCCGAGCUAUAGCGCGUGCGAACCGUCGCAAACGUGCGUUGGACGACGAUGAUGACGAAGGCGACGGGGAGCCAAGCGAAGGCGAGGAGGACGAAGACGACUUUGACUUUGAUGACGAGGACGAGGAGGACCACCAGGACUACGACCACAACUACUUCGACAACGGAGAAGGGGACGACGAUUCAGGCGGCGAAGGCGGCGACGAUGAGGGCGGGCGCUACGACGACUAG